This is a messenger RNA of Carassius gibelio (silver crucian carp), 1772 nucleotides long. Its product is annotated as P2Y purinoceptor 14. The transcript has 4 exons. The record is from RefSeq and is a predicted model, not a curated record. Gene Ontology annotation, biological process: G protein-coupled receptor signaling pathway. The coding region runs from base 496 to 1485 and encodes 329 amino acids. Gene Ontology annotation, molecular function: G protein-coupled purinergic nucleotide receptor activity. Gene Ontology annotation, cellular component: membrane. Lineage: Eukaryota; Metazoa; Chordata; Actinopteri; Cypriniformes; Cyprinidae.
AUGAGCUUUAAGAAAGAAUCUGAAGUGACUGAAAGAAAAACCUCAACAAGUUCAGUGGAUAUUUUUGUUACAAGUCUGGUGAGAUUGCUUGCCAGUCAACCAAACCAACACCAUGGUCAUUUAACCAACUUUUGGUGCUUUUGGCAAUGUGGGAAGGUGCCAGAUCCUUCUGGAAAAUUAAAUCAGCAGCUACAAAAAGCUGGUCAGCAGAAGAAAGCAUGGAGUGCUCCAAAAUUUCUUGGUAAAUGGGUGCAGAAACUUUGGUUUCCAAAAAAACACAAUGGACCAACACCAGCAUAUGUCAUUGCACCCCAAAUCAUCACAGACUGUGGAAACUUAACGCUGGACUUCAAGCAACUCUGGCUAUGAGCUUCUCCACCCUUCAUCCAGAAUCUGGGACCUUGGUUUCCAAAUGAAAUACAAAACUUGCUCUCAUCUGAAAAGAGGACUUUGGACCACUGGGCAACAGUCCAGUUCUUCUUCUCCUUAGCCCAGAUGGAGUCUACAGUGUCUGCAACCAUCUUCACCACUUUCCCAAGAGAUACAAUUACACCAAACAUUACCAACACAACUCAAGGUCCCUGUGAACCUACAGAGGUCUCAGCCCACCCUGCUUUCAUGUAUGCAUACUCACUAGUCUUUCUCGUCAGUCUGGUGCUUAACUGCAUCACAAUGCGGGUUUAUUUCUGUUCCAAUCAGCGUGUUCAGUCCAGCGUCAUGGUCUACAUGAGGAACCUGGUUGCAGCUGACUUCUUCCUUUGUCUUUGUUUACCUUUGCGCAUUGUUCACAAUGCUACCUAUUCCAGAACAAUACGCAACAUUUACUGCAGCUUUGGAGCAUCAGCAUUCUAUAUAAACAUGUAUGCAAGCAUUCUCUUCAUGGACUUUAUUGCUGUGAACAGGUACCUGAAGAUUGUCCAGCCAUUGGAGACUCAUGCUCUGCAGACGCUUCGUACCGCUCGCCAAAUUUCCAUAGGAACUUGGAUUUCCUUGUUAGCCAUGUCUUCCGUCUACUUGAUCCUCUUUCUUCAGACCUCCUCGGAUCAUGAUCAAAAUGUUAACUGUGAGUCCCUGCACAGUCACAAGCUCAGUGUUGUCUACAAAAUCAUCCACUGCAUGUCAUUUGCAGUCUUCGCAUUUGUGCUAGUGUCUCUGGUUUUUCUUUAUUGGAAGACUCUGCAAAAGAUUCAACAAGCCCAGUUGUCCACACAGACUGUAUCCAGCCACCAUAAGUUUAACAAGUCUAAGCGCAACAUAUUAGUUCUAGUGGUAGUUUUCUGUGUAUGUUUUGUGCCUUAUCACCUGGUGAGACUGCCUUACGUGUUCAGCAGCAACUGUACAUUUAACACCCUGAAAGAGCUGACUAUCCUGCUUUCAGUUCUAAAUGUCUGUUUUGAUCCUCUAAUAUAUUUUAUGUUCUGCAAGGCCUUCAGAGAGCAGCUAAGAAAGAAAGAUUUGCAAAGAUCCAGUGAAGAUAAAACAUGAAACACGUGUAAUGUCACAGUUAUGUUUGGUUUUGUAUUUUCUCUCACUGUUGAAGUCUUGCUUGCCUGAGUCAGUAAUUUGCCACCAUAGUUGAUUUCUUUAUUCUUCUGAGCUGAAUGUCAUUAGUUACCCUUAUUUAUCUUAGUAUUUAAGUUGCUGUGUUUUCACAUCACUUUGGUCCAGUCAAAUCAAUGUAGACAUCGGUUUCUAUAUGUUAAGGUUGUGUUUUGUUGAACUGCAUUCUUCGGAUUCACCUUUAUUGGAUUAUUAAAGACUUUUGAACCUGA